AUGUCUUUGAUAACUGACAGCCGGGUAACUUGCCCACUGACUGAGUUAGUCAAUCAGUUUACAAACUCUCUCACUCCAGUUUAUCAAUAUUAUUUAACCGGUACACACAGAAGCUUUGAUCCAUAUUCAUUAUGGGGAUUUGUACCAUACGCUUUUCAUGGAUGGGAUGCUAUGCUAUAUCUACGCACCUAUGAAACACACAGUGAUUUUACUGAUCCAAGUUUAGUGCAAUCACGUGACCACUUAAAAAAUGAACAAGAGUUAAUUCGUCUAAGAAAAAUCAGUGAUCUGCUCAAUUCAGCUAUGCAUGAAUUUGCACGAAGCGGUGUUAUAUCUAGCUGGCAUAAGUCAACUAAAGACACGUAUGAUGUCAAUCUUAUUGAAAAUGAUCAGUUAUGCAAAUAUGUAAAUAUAAUGAAGAAAAGAUGUGAUUUUUGGAAGUUAAUAUUUGAAAAUAAUUUAUUCAAUUUCACAUGGAGAUUUUAA
Messenger RNA from Trichobilharzia regenti, 486 nucleotides. Lineage: Eukaryota; Metazoa; Platyhelminthes; Trematoda; Strigeidida; Schistosomatidae. The record is from the annotation of a GenBank genome assembly.